Messenger RNA from Hirsutella rhossiliensis, 2823 nucleotides. RefSeq names its product dynamin family domain-containing protein. Lineage: Eukaryota; Fungi; Ascomycota; Sordariomycetes; Hypocreales; Ophiocordycipitaceae. The coding region runs from base 1 to 2823 and encodes 940 amino acids. The record is from RefSeq and is a predicted model, not a curated record. The transcript is spliced from 6 exons.
AUGGAGUCACAACCCGAAGUGCUCUACGCCCAAGGCGAAAGGGUCACCAAGAAAGAGAGUGCGGUGCAGAAAGCUAUCGCUAGUCUCCUGGCACUCGCCAAUUUGGUUGGCAAGAUACCCAACCCUUCAUCUGGGCUCGAUCUACCCACCUGGAAGUUUCUCGUUGACGCCGUCGCCCAGGACAGCGAUGCCUUCAAGUUUCUUGUGGGCGUGGCAGGGGACACUGGCAUCGGCAAAAGCUCACUCUUGAACGCCCUCGUGAGCGAAACGGCAGACAUCGCCCCAUCAAGCCAGAACGGUGCGUGCACGGCAGCCGUGUGUUGCUUCUCGCACCCCGGCUCCGGCAGUGCCUCCCCGCUGACCUAUACGGCACGGGUUUAUCUCAAGUCAAAGGAUACGGUCGACCAAGAGCUCAACGCCUUCUUUCAAGAGUACAAUGAGUUUGAGGAACGGGUCCAGCUCGCUGGCGGCGAGGACAGCAUCACAUACGGAGAGCGCGAGAAGUUAAACGACCAAAUCAACAUCAUCCGCGGUUGGUCGGGUCUGAGCAAACAACAACUGGAGGAAUUUGGCCUCAACCACCAGGUGUCUGAAAUCACGUCCUCUUGCACCAACAAAGAGCAGUUGUUCGAGCUGAAGGAUCAUCAGAGAGGCAAGGUGGUUCAGCUCGCGGAUAAAGAUUCACGCAAGUUCUUGCAUGCCAUCAAGCCGUACGUUGGAAACGCGGGCAGAACCCCGGGCCUCAUUAAUAUCCGCUGGCCUCUUGUCGAAAAGGUGGAGAUUUUCGUCGAGGCCGAUCUGUUGCGCGGCGGCAUCGCCCUAGUUGAUCUCCCCGGCGAGAUGGAUGCCCUCGACGCUCGAUCCCAGGUAGCCCGACGCUAUUACAACAAGUUGGAUAGCCUCAUGGUCGUGACGCCCGGAGACCGUGCCAUCGACAACAAAACGGCCAUGGAAAUCAUCCGCGAUGAUCAGAUCAUGGACAUGGAAGCUGACGGAAUGAUCCAUGAGAAUGGUCUCUGCGUCGUGGUGUCCAAGGUUGACCUGAUGGAUUGGAGAAACUUUGUCGAGACCGAGUACUCGAGCCAGGAGAUUUCUGCCGACUUUGAGCAUCUUGAUCAGAACCUAAGGAUAAAAGAAGGCGAAAAGCUUGCUCUAGCGCGCAGGAUCGUGGACCUGGAGACGGGAGACGGCGACACAGACGGCGAGUUGGGCUCGUUGAUCCACCUCAAGAACAGAGUCGCCGAAGAAAUCAUCCAACUGGAUUCCCUCUGCCUCCGACGAUGCAUCGAUGCUCGCAACAAGGACAUCCGCACCGCUUUUGAACACUAUUUCAAUCGUAUCAGGAAUUCGACGCGCGCCAAGAAAGCAGCCGAAGUCUCGACAGGCCUGAACGUGAUUUCGGUGAGCAGCAAGGCCCAUCGAAGUCUUGCCAGGGGCAGGCCUGAAGCUGCUUUUCACGAAGCAGAGUCUACUGGGAUUGGUGCUCUGAAAGACUGGAUCAUCAAAAGUUCGCUCCAGAAACGGGAAGAGCACGCCGACACGGUGCUCCAUCGCUGCCAGGUGCUUUUCGACGCCAUUGAUGACUGGGCUACAGAGGAACCGCAUGUGAUGGUGAUACUGCCCGAAACUGAGCGCACAGAAAUCAAGAAAAUUCUGGGCAAGGAACGGGCACGAUUGAAGAUGAGCCUGCGCAGCAUGGUCCAGAACUUUGGGAAUAGCGUUGAUAAGCUUCUCUCGGAAGCCGCCCUAUCCAACAUUGAGAGCGGAAACGAGAAUUUCUCAAAGAGGUUUGUGCCGCAUGUCGAUGACUAUCAGAAAGCCGGAUCUGAUGGAAAACUACACUGGUCGACGUACGCCGCCUGCAUCCGUCGACGUGGCGGCGCUUUUCGAACCUCUGGUAGACCGCGCAAGACGCACUGUUGGCAAGCCAGGACGUAUUAUGGGCUGCUUUGGAAGGGGCAUGCUCAUAAGUGGGGGCAAGCAUAUGGACAGACGCUCGAGGAAAAGACGAAGAAACUAGACGGGAGGCUCCAAAUGAGAUUUGGACUGCACAUCAAGAAAACCACCGAGGCCGAAGGCUUGCCCGUGGGGUUCCGAACUGCUUUACGAAGCUGCGCCUAUAGGAUCGAGAACAUCUUUACGGAUUACAGGUACCAGGUCAGGAAGGCCGUACGUGAGCACCGAGAGAUUGCCAGGGUCAACAAGCAGAGAUCGAGAGACCUUCUGGCAGGGAAGAUGAACGAGGCAUACGUUUUAGCGGACAGCAUCACCGGUAAGGGCAAGCUGAAGAGACAAGUCGCCACAAUGAACAAGUUUGCCGAGGAAAUGAAGGAAACAAUCUUUACCGACAUUAGCCAUAAAGUGGACGACAAGCUCCGAGAGAAACGCGCCGACUUGAGGAACAAGCUGAAGACUGAGACCACUAAGGUUGUGAAUGAAAUUGGCAAGAUUGAAGAAAGGGACGUUGUCUCCCAGCAAGUGAAGGAAUGGAAGCAAUACUGGAAUCACCUGAGAGCACGCUUUCCCCGGGUGGAAGUGGUCAUCGAUGACGACUCGGUGGGCUCCGACGACGAGAGCGAGGACAACGGGACUAGGCCGGCGAAGAAGACCACCGCCAAGAAGAGAGCCAAGAAGGCAGCCGGAGAUGGACCAAGGAAGGCGCUCAAGAAGAAAGGGGGUAAGAAGGCCAAGGAAGCCGAGGACAAGACUUUUGCGGAGACGCCGAGCACAUCUGCACAGCAGCCAAGUGCCAUUCGUCACGUUCGAUUCAAGACUGAGCCAGACGAGCAUCAAGAUGGAUGGGCUGGUUGUGGCUUUAGCUAG